Equus quagga is the source of this 6087-nucleotide messenger RNA. It is a transcript of the gene LCORL, whose product is annotated as ligand dependent nuclear receptor corepressor like. NCBI's taxonomy places the organism in Eukaryota, Metazoa, Chordata, Mammalia, Perissodactyla, Equidae. The record is from RefSeq and is a predicted model, not a curated record. The coding region runs from base 346 to 5958 and encodes 1870 amino acids. The transcript has 8 exons.
UCCUGGCCGGGCUCCGAGCCUCUCGCUCCCGCUCUGGGUUUUCGCGGGCGGCGGGAGCAGUAUGGCUCGCUUGAGUAAACUCCGGAGGGAGGGGGGAGAGGGGAGUGGAUGGGGAGGCGGGGUCAGCGGAAGCGGCAGGUUGCUUCCUUCUCCUCUCGCUCCCUCCCCGCCUCUCCCUGAGGGAGCGGUGGGAGGGGGAGGGAAGGGCAGAGGGAAGGUAGUGACACGUGUCAAUCAACCCCCCUCCGGGGGGCGCGCGCUCCGGGGCUCGCGCCGAGGGCUCGCGCCCCUGCCUCGUGCCUGCGCCGCUCGUAUGUAAAUGAGGGCGCGUGACGCGGGACGCAGAUGGACAAGGGAAGAGAGAGAAUGGCCGCUGCCGCCGCCGCUGCUGCCGCCGCCGCCGCCGCCGCCGCUCAGUGCCGGAGCCCUCGGUGCGCGGCGGAGAGGAGAGGAUUCCGGCGGGAACUCGACUCUUGGCGCCACCGUCUCAUGCACUGUGUAGGUUUUGAGAGUAUUUUAGAAGGGCUUUAUGGACCACGGCUACGAAGAGACCUCAGUUUAUUUGAAGACUGUGAACCAGAAGAGCUGACUGACUGGUCUAUGGAUGAAAAAUGUUCAUUUUGUAACCUACAGAGAGAAGCAGUCAGUGAUUGUCUACCAUCUCUUGAUUCUUCACAGUCAACACCAACAGAGGAACUAUCAUCUCAGGGCCAGUCCAACACUGAAAAGAUUGAAUGCCAAGCAGAAAAUUACCUAAAUGCACUCUUUCGAAAGAAAGAUCUUCCUCAGAACUGUGAUCCUAACAUUCCCCUAGUUGCUCAGGAAUUAAUGAAAAAGAUGAUACGUCAGUUUGCAAUUGAGUAUAUUUCAAAAAGUGGUAAAAUUCAAGAGAAUAGAAAUGGUUCAAUUGGACCAAGUCUAAUAUGUAAAAGUAUUCAAAUGAAUCAAGCAGAAAACUCCCUUCAGGAAGAACAGGAAGGCCCCUUAGACCUCACUGUGAAUCGAAUGCAAGAACAAAAUACUCAGCAAGGGGAUGGAGUGUUAGAUCUCUCUACAAAGAAAACCAGCAUAAAAUCUGAAGAGUCAUCCAUAUGCGAUCCUUCUUCUGAAAAUUCAAUGGCUGGUUCAACUGUUGAUCCAAAGUCAGAGGAAGCUACUAAAAUGGAAAAAAGAAAAUCAGCAUUAAGCAAAGUUUUGGAAUCUUUGUGCAUACAUCACCAGCAACAAGUUUUGGCUAUGUUGAAAUUUCUAGUCCAAGAGCAGAAUGCUGCUUCUCUUUGUUGUUGUAAUACGUCAUAUACUGUGUCUUCAGAAUCUCAAAAGCCCCUGAGUGAAGAUGAUUUACUUGGUCUGUUCUGUAGUUGUGAAUAUAGACUGGCAGAAAGAGGGUGUUUACAAAAUGAAAGAAAAAGCCCUGGUUUUAUGCCUCUGCCAGUCUGUAUUAAAGAUUUACAUUGUUUAUCUUGCCAAACUGUAACUGUUGAACACAUUAAGACAGUAGUGAGUAGAGGAAUUGGAAACAGUUAUCAUUCUCACAGGUGCUGUUCUGGACUCUUACCAAACAUUCACUCUACAAAACCAGGCUUUCACACUCCUCUUCCAUCAAGGGAAGUAUGUGACGUUUCAGUCAGUCUUAAAGACGUUUGUAGAUCUCGAAGUCCCUCACCUCCACCAUUAUCACCUGUACAGACUGAAGGAUUUGAAAAAUUGAAAGACGUCAUCUCAGAGCUUUCAGCCUUAGAAAAUAACAGACUUGAAGCAAACAUGAACCAGCCUCCAUCUCUCACACCAGCAGAAGUAAGCAAUGACAAGGGUGACCGCGAAAGUAAAAUACAUAAAACUGAGAAAUUCGGUAACUCAGAUUCUUCACUCUUGGAAGACAGCAAUAAUUGUACUACAAAUCAUGAAAAAGGGGAAACUACUGUAAUUUUUCAAGAUUUAAUGGAUCGUAUUAAUGAAAAAUUAAAAUCAAUAGAAACCACAGAUAUGACAAACCUUAUAAAAUUAUCUAGCAGUGAUUGUAAUACUGAUAAUGAUUUAAAAUUGAGAGAUUUAAUAACCUCUCUCUUGCAUAAUGCAAAGGCCAGUGAUUACAGUUUUAUGGAAUUACUUAGUCAACAUGAUAAAAAGGUAGAAAAUAAAAUUAUUCAGACAAGAUUUCGAAAACGUCAAGAAACUUUAUUUGCAAUGCACAACUCUCCUGAUUCACCCAUGUUUAGAAGGCAGUCUUUACAGAUAAAAAGAGAACUUGCUAGUCUUGAUGAAAAUUUUAUAAGGAAAAAAUACACUGAAAAAAAUUCAAGGAAAUUGAUGUGCAAUGGUGAGAUAUCUUCAAUGGACAAAGAAGAAUUCUAUCAUUGCCAAUCACCUUUACAAAAUUCUAGAAGCCUUCAAGAAAACAGUCAUGCAGAAACAUCGUUUUCACCAGAUGAUACAUUACAAUCAUUGCAACUACCUCUUCAUAGUUUAGAAACUAACUUCGCUUUUGAUGCUUUUUCAGAAAGCUUUAAGACAACUUCUCAUGAGAAAACGAGCAUACGAAAAUCACAGGAGAAAUCUGCAGCUGGAAAAAUUUUUUUGCAAAAUCAUAAGGAGAACCCAAAAUUAGAGACUACUCAAACUCCUUUGAAAAGUGAUGUUCCAGGACUUUUGAGUAGGGCUAAACGGAAUAUUGUGCCUCCAGGGUGGUAUUCUAUAUACGUAACAAAUAAUUAUAUUUUCAAAAACUCCCCUAAGGCCAAAAAAGUUUCUGGAUCUACAAAAAAAAAGGAUCCAGUGAAAAACAUUCAGGUUGAAAGCCCACACAAUAUAGAUCUAAAUAAAAUUGCAAUGAAUUCUAAUUUACAAGUAGUUGUGGAGCGUUUGGAGGAUACAAUAAAUAUGGCCAAAAAGUCUUGGAAUAACCAGUCGUUAUCAGAAGGAUUUAAAGCACCCAAGAAGUUGAUAGAAAUUGAUGGUAAAGAUCAAAAUCCUGGUAGAAAUAUGACUCUUACUGUAAGCAGAAUGACAUGCAAAGAGCAGAGUUUAUCAAAAGCUGUUGUAGCAUCCAGCAACUUGAUUAGAAGCAGUCAUAUACCUACAAUAGAUUUGAAUAACAAAAAACUUGGUAAUUUGAAAAAGUCAUCUAUUUUAGAUACUAGUAGCCUGAUUUCCAGUGUUGAAGGUGUACCAACAAAAUAUGAAGCCAUUGAGAGCUCUUUUUCCAACUAUUCUAGUCCUAUCAAACUUAUGUUGUUAUCUGAGGUUAAAAGCAGUGAAGGAGUCAAAUAUACUUUAACUUCAGUUGGUACUUCUGAAUCAAAUAUUGAUCUUCCUUCUGAAAAACAUCCAACUCAUCAUGUAAUUGAAAAAAAACCAGAAACAAAUAAGGAUAUCUCAAAUGGUAACUUGGAAAAUUAUAGUUCUGGUCUUAAUGAUUGUGACACUCUACAGGGAGAACUAAAAUGUAAUUGUGCAAAAGAAACUGCAGAAUCCUGUGCAAUGUUUAUAGAUGAUAUGAAUAAUGAUAAGACACAAGAAGAACCUAAGGAAAACUCAAGCAGUGCUGUUGAUUCAUCUUUUAAAAGAAAACCAGGUAGACCUAAGAAAAUAGGUCCCCAGGUUGUGAAACAGAUUAAGCGGCCAAUUGGAAGACCACCAAAACCUAAAACUGAUCAAACAGACAUCACUAUUUGCCAAAAUGAGUCCUUCAGUGCUAGAAAGAAAAGCCCAGAAUCUCUCAUAUCAGAAGUAAAAGAAGGUAUUUAUAAGAAGAGUAUUACAGUUACUGUUAUUUAUGGAAGGUCAAGAAGAACUAAAAGACAUGUUUCUGAAGGGAGUGUAAACAUAAGCAAUGUUAUGUCUUUAAACAAUAAUGUUGCUGAUUUUCCAGCUGAAUAUAGUGGUCUCAGAAAUAUUAGAGAAUACGAAAUUGACUCGGGUGAAAGAAUUAAUGCUGUUUCCAGUUUGACUACUGAAAGUGAGAUCUUGGGGUCUGGCUUUGAAUAUGUCAGACCUAUCAAGAACAAAUCUGUGAUACCUCAACUUUCCAAGAACAUCACUCGACCAAAUCAGAAGCCUUUGGCAAUAAUUAGGAAGCCUGGUAGACCUGCAAAAGUGAAAAUCUCUGGCAUAUCUGUGACUAUUAACAGAAUUUCACCUCAGGAGAGAGAAGUAAGUAUUAGCAGCUGCUUACCUCCUUUAGAACAAGAGAAUAUAUUAGAAAAAAAGCUGCCUGAAGAAAAGUAUGAUCACCAAUGCAAGAAGAUCGAUACAAGGCACACGGAAACUGACAUAUUUAAGAAGGGAUCAAAAAGCAUGGUUGCUACUAUACCAUUGAGACAUUCUAUUAGGAAUAGGAAACCAUCUCUGCAUUUCUUACAUUCAUUAGCAUCUUCUAGCUCACUAAUUUAUAGAAAUGCUCUGCUCCAUAAAUCAUAUAAACUCCAUUUGCAGAAAGGUAAAAGUCAGAAGGAAAAACAUAGGCAGUCAAGGAUAAAAAUAGCUUCCAAGUGUGCCCCAGGAGCUAGAAAUUCAAGGAAUGCAAAAAGGUGUUUGGAAGAUAAGUUACUACCCAUUUCUGAAGUAUCCUUGGACCCCAUCAUUUCAUCAAACCCUUUGCUCAGAUGGUGGGCUGCUUCUACUUCCAAUGAUUCCUUAUUAGAAGAAUUAAACAAUAGAUUUGAGCAAAUAACAAAUGCUUGGGUGCAAGUGAGUGGAGAUGAAGCUGAAAAUUGUGUUCAUAAAAGAAGAGAACACAUUGACAAGGAUAGUUUCAAAAUAGCAAACCCUUUGGAAACCUGUCUUUUAGAACUUGAAGUUUCACCUGUAAAAAUGCUUUUUCGGAAAAAGUAUGAUUUAAAUGAACUCUGUACCUGGUUUAUGCAAACAACAGAAACACAGUCUCUUUCACUAGUUAGAAAAGCAAAUGCUCGAAACCCUUUGGAAGUAAUAAAUACCAGAGGAAUUAAAUUAAGGACCAAAUAUUCUGAUUUUAGUACCAGCCCCUUCAGAAAGCACUUUAAAAAAUUUGCACUAUCUUCUCCUUCAAAAUCAGCAGGGAAGUUGCAUAUACUGCAUAAAAUGGUUAGUUCUCCAAUCUUAAAUGUGAAGAAUAAUUUAACACUAGCUAGAUUAAAAAGAACUGAGUUUAAGAGGUUGCAGCAUGAAAGGUGGAGAAGAGAGGGGAAACUGCUCAACCAAGGAACAGUGGAUUGGAUCUCCAAAAGGAGGAACUUGAGAUUUUUCUGCCAGAACCAAUUUUUAAAUAAGACUGAGGGGGGAACAAAUGCUGACAUCCCACUCCAAGGAAAAAACACAGUAGAUAAUCAGUUUAUUUUACCACCUGAGAUCAGGGAUGACUUUUUGCAACAAAGGGUGGCAAUGUCUGACUUCAAAACACAUGCUAGAUUAGAGAAUAAAUUUAAGUCAGAAGCAAAGGAGAAUGGAACAAAUUACAGUCAAAAAGAUUUUGAAAAGGGACUAAGACUAGGAAAUGUAUGUUCAAAUAAUUGGAGAUCAAAAACCUUAAAAGAUUGUAGAAUAUUUUUGAGGAAGAUCAACUAUCUUGAACACAGAAAUACUUUUAAGUUAAAUACAAUAAUUUACUCUCCUGAAUCUAUUGACAGUGGAAAUAAUCGUCAGACUCAUAUAGAAGAAUCGAGGCGCUUUACCUUAAGAUCCCAUUCUGCUAGGCAAAAUUCUUUCAAAAAGCAAUCUAAAGAAAUAGAAAAUGCUAAAGCAAAUAGUCCUUCAACUGAAAAAUUUCCUGACCAACUUGACAAUAGUAAAUUAAAUAAAUGUAUUAACUAUGACAAGAAUCCUUCUGAUAGUUCCGAAGUUCUUAGCAAAUUGAACAAAAGAAAAAGACCACCAUGGAAGACCACAGAAAUGUCAACAAAAAGACAUAAACGACAGUCUUGCAACAGUGGACAAAUGGCAAACUAUUAUUCAAAAUCCCAACUAGCAUGCUACAAAUGAAAACUGAUGAGAAACUGAAUUUGUCUGAUGGGAAUACAGCAAGUUGCCCUUUGAGCCCUAUUAAGAUGUGCCUUAAUCGUCCCAUUGAAUGGAAUCUGAAUUUGACAGCAGCAUCUGUAGCGAGCUGUA